UCAGUGUCUGAUGACGAAUUUCCCCACGAAUCAUUAUCACUCAAUUCUGAAAGUAGUUCUAAUUUACUAUCGCUGUUCUCUAGCCGGUCUAAAAAACAAAAUGGAUGCUUUUUGAACACCAUGGACGUUUCUCAGUUUCCAGGCAGAAAGAACGGUAAAAAUGCAGGCAGGGCACAGGACAAAGCACUAGGGACAAAAUGUAUGUGAAAUGGUUUGGUACAGUAAUGUUUUACUAUGAGAUUUUAGUGAUUUUAGUGAAUGUCACUUUUUGUCAUUUUCAAAUUUCUCGCCGUUCCGUCCCCGUACGUCCCAACGCUCGCAGGGGAUAGAACCUAGAUUGCAGAUGCGGCAUCAGCCGGAUUUUACAUUGCCGGGGACACUGCAGGAGGGACA
This is a messenger RNA of Staurois parvus, 393 nucleotides long. The record is from the annotation of a GenBank genome assembly. NCBI's taxonomy places the organism in Eukaryota, Metazoa, Chordata, Amphibia, Anura, Ranidae.